AUGUCCGCAUCACCGUCCAACCCGGAUACUGAUGGUGCUCCCGGCAGUUUGGAGCUUCUGUCCAUCUGGAAUCAGAGCUCCCCUAGGGUCUACAUAUCCGUGAUCCUAUGCUUUCCACUAGACAAUGGUUUCGUGGAAGAUGCCGUGGAUCGCAUUGCAGCCUCGUUGCAACGUCUCGGUCGAGAGCGACCACUCUUUGCAUCUCGUCUGCAAGCUGCCAACACUACCCAGCCGGGCCAUGCACACCUGAUCCAAUCGCCAGAGUUCAGUAUUCCCUUUGAGGUCUUGUUAAAUCCACGUGAUAUACCUGGCGACUAUGAGCAAAUGAGACAGAAGGGAUUUCCUCCUGGGCUUUUUAUCAAGCCUCGAUUCAAUAUACCAGGGGUCAUUGGGACGGCCACAGAUCCGCUGCCGGUAUGUCGGGUGCAGGCCCUUGUCAUACCUGGCGGGUUGUUACUGGUUGUCUACCUGCAUCAUUCCCUGUGCGAUGGCGACUCGCUGCGCAUAUUUCUCGAGUGCCUUGCGGCGGAAACCCGAGGCGAUGCAAUCGAUCGACCAUCUGAACAGGCAUUCGAGGGCCCGCGAUCACGCCGAUUAACGAAUGGGAAUUUAUCUUCAUUGGUUUCCAGGUGCCCAGAGUAUACAAUACUGCCCAACUUCAACGGGCCGACACAGCCGAGGUUCUCUGAUUUCGGCACGCCCCUAGAUUCCAUCCCAAAGAUAGGCAAGAUCUUCGUUUUCAAGAAGAGCCGCAUUGCAGAACUUCAGACGAUUCUACAGGCACAUUUGAGAUGCAGGAAAACACCUUCAAAGUAUACCUGCCUGGCGGCUUUGUCCUUUGCGCACAUCAUCAAGGCUCGCCUACGUGCCGAAAAGUUUCUCCCCCUGACCGAGGAAAAAGGCUCGGCCAAGCUUUGGAAUUCGGUCAAUUGGCGCUCGCGAGCAUUCCAGCAUUUGACCGAGGACUACUUUGGCAAUGCUGCUCUGCCGGCUGUCACAAAGAUCACCAAGAAGCGACUCCUCCGUGCGUGUGAUGAUGUGUCGACGCUAGCGUCUCUGGUCCCGCUCAUCAGAGCUUCCAUCAAUGCUGUCGACGAGGCCUACGUCAAGCGCCGUCUGGCCAUGGUCUCUGCACUCCCAGAUCCACGCCUCAUUGGUGUCAACUACGAUCCGAGAAUGUCGCAUUGCUUGGCGUUCAACACCUGGCGGCAUUUUGGCGCCGACGCCGUCUGGGACAUACCCGGGGUGCCUGUCGAAAAGCCAGACGCUAUCAGGAGAGCACACGGCUCGUGGAACUUGGGCACUGCGCUCCUUUUACCUGCUCGCGCCAACUCGGACACCCAGGAGUUGUUUGUUAGUCUGUCGCAAGCUGCCAUGGAUCUCCUUUGUAAAGAUGAGGGGUGGCUGAGAUGGGUCGAUCGCAUCAUUGGAUAA
Molecule: messenger RNA, 1434 nt
Organism: Pestalotiopsis fici W106-1
Lineage: Eukaryota; Fungi; Ascomycota; Sordariomycetes; Amphisphaeriales; Sporocadaceae
Exons: 1
Coding region: 1-1434 (477 amino acids)
Biological process (GO): secondary metabolite biosynthetic process
Molecular function (GO): acyltransferase activity, transferring groups other than amino-acyl groups
Source: RefSeq, a predicted model, not a curated record